Botrytis sinoallii is the source of this 198-nucleotide messenger RNA. RefSeq lists its product as uncharacterized. The record is from RefSeq and is a predicted model, not a curated record. The coding region runs from base 1 to 198 and encodes 65 amino acids. The transcript has a single exon. Lineage: Eukaryota; Fungi; Ascomycota; Leotiomycetes; Helotiales; Sclerotiniaceae.
AUGCCGAGUUCGGGAUUGAGUGUAGCGAGGUGGAUAUUUUGGAGGGAGAGACUUGAAGAGAUGAAUCGAUGUGGGAAUGAAGAGGUUGCACCGCUGGCAUUGAAAGCAUGGAAAACGAUGAAGUUCUGGGGUGAGAGAAUUGAGUCUCGAGAGGGCGCGAAGCAGGAUAUGGAGUGGUAUUAUAAGGGAAAGCAGUGA